Molecule: messenger RNA, 773 nt
Organism: Cylicocyclus nassatus
Lineage: Eukaryota; Metazoa; Nematoda; Chromadorea; Rhabditida; Strongylidae
Source: the annotation of a GenBank genome assembly
AUGUUUUUUAUUUUGAGGAUCUGGCAGCAAAAUGGCCAAAGUCAUAAGAAAUCGCUGGGUUUACCGUCCUCAUGGAAGAUGGCAUCGUUAUCUUCCACGGCGAAAUGAUGGAGUUAAGGAGUUUGAUUAUGAAGCUGGAGGGUCGAUAGCAGAUUUUAAGGAGGAGUUGAAAAGCUUGGGCCAGGAGUUACCGCAAACUCCACCUCCAAAACUAUGGAUGGCUUGGCUGUACCGCGAUUUGAGUGGUGAACCCCGCUGGACCAAAGAUCGCGUCAAGAAAUUGUUUGGCUCAGAUUUUGAGGUUGGUCGGAUGGAGUUAUUUCCUAACACCGCUUCGAUAAAUGAAGAAUUGUGGCAUAUGAAACAUUUGAUUGAAUUGAAACCUGUCACAUUCCCUAAUGGGGAACCCACAGAAGAAGAUAUUUACGGAGUAAAGUUUCAUCCCGAUGGACGCUGUGAAGUUACGAAAGGUGCAGCACCGCUGACCGAAGAACAGCUACAGCUAUUUGAUCGAAAUAAGCAGUGGAGCUCCAGAGAACUUCGACGGCAAUUGGCAAGCAAGUAUUGGGGCUGCAAGGAUAUUUUCGAGACCAACGUUUAUACAAAUUCGAACAUAAGCAUCGUAAAGUAGCAGUGUACAUAUUUACUAGUUUUAUUUGGUUUCGAGUUUGUUAAAUGAUGUUGUUAUUGGGUUAGGUAGUCUGAGUUUUAGUGGUUCACAUGUUUGUAAAUAUUUUUUCUGGAAGCAGAAAGCAUUGAUACAUUCAUUUUAU